AUGGGCGCCCGUUUGAACAAUUUCACACGAAAUGGGGCGCCUCGCCACGUCCUGCUUGCCACAUGGCUGCAUAUGAAGGCACUUGUCGAAGACGAGAUCCUCACAAUGCCAACUCCACCAAGCAAAGACCGCGGCCAGAAGCGCAAGCGCGUUUCCGUCGGCGGACGGCUCUUGACACAUGAGGUCUUACAGGAAAUUGAAGCGUCCACCGCCAGAUCGGGAGCUAAAGGGCGCAAACACGCGAACACGAGUAGUUCAGGUGCUAAGCCUUCCAAGAAGACGACCUCGAUGUCGCCAAGCGUUGACACUGGCAGUGAUAUUGUAGAUUCUACAGUAGUUUAG
Phytophthora nicotianae INRA-310 is the source of this 342-nucleotide messenger RNA. RefSeq lists its product as hypothetical. NCBI's taxonomy places the organism in Eukaryota, Oomycota, Peronosporomycetes, Peronosporales, Peronosporaceae. Bases 1 to 342 code for a protein of 113 amino acids. The transcript has a single exon. The record is from RefSeq and is a predicted model, not a curated record.